Molecule: messenger RNA, 1449 nt
Organism: Schistocerca serialis cubense
Lineage: Eukaryota; Metazoa; Arthropoda; Insecta; Orthoptera; Acrididae
Exons: 5
Coding region: 140-505 (121 amino acids)
Source: RefSeq, a predicted model, not a curated record
CAAGCCGUUUUCAUACGCUGGCUACGCGCAAGCAGAGCACCGUGUGACAGGAGAGAAACCCCGUGAGGCGAAGCUGGGAUGCAGAAGGAGUCUGUGCUCUCAAGGGCAACUUUCCAAUCAGGAAACCAGUGGCACAGAGAUGGAUGUUGCCACUCACUGUUGCUAUGCGUGGUCCCUUGGGACAGGCACCAUCAUCAUUGGCGUCUUGAAUAUGAUUGGGAGCAUUUUGCAGAUAGCAGCAGUAGCGUACAAUUGGGACUUGUACCAGUACGCCAAUGAUGAUAUAAGCGGGGACAACUCACAUACUAAGCGAGAGGUGGUGACAGUCCUCGUAUUUGGCAUUAUCCAGGCUAUUUGUAGCGUACUUCUCAUCACUGGAGCCGUUAAGGUCUCAGAUUGUACUUUCUGCGUGUCGUUCUCAUCUACUACCGGACUCUACGUGAGAACCCAAGAACCAACAUGGUCAGCGAGAGUGCACCAUUACUUACGUGAAACGUGUCGCUGAUGAAAUUCCUCCAGAUUUAGGUUCUUCUGGCAAACUCAUGUGUGAGUCUUGAAGAAAUCAAGGUUGUCAGAUAACGUGUUCGGUUUUGAAUGCGCAUCUAGAAUGUAGGCACAGCUCUUAUCUCGAGGCGUUUGUACACUUGAUUUUGUCUAUACGUUACGUAUGAGUUAUUUUGCUGCUUCCAUUUUCAAAAACAGAGAAUUUCGUGAAUAAUUCCAGGGACAAUCGAAAAGAACUCAUUUCGACCUGUUUUCUGUAGAUCUUCACAUGUAUGUCCCAUCUGACGCAUCUAGGGAAGCGUAGUUCAUUACGUCCUGUUCAGUGCGUUCGGAAAAAACCUAUUCACGUCCAUUAAGUGGAUUUCUACCAUUGAAUUUCCAUUUUUAGAAGUGAAUGGUGACCGUCUUUAUCUUACGUUACAUGUCUUUUGUGCAACAAAGCAAGGUGUUUUAAUUAUUUGAUGUUAGUCACUGAAGAUUAAUCUCAGAAUGUAUUUUUAUUGAAAUUAAUGAAUCAUAAUUGCCAUUUGCUGGUCUUUCUAAUUUGCUUUUAUAAUUAAAAACAUAUAAUGAAAUUAUUGAUUGUUGUACAUCAUUUAGAGUCUUCUACUUGGACAGUAUAACAGAAAAAACAACCAAUAAUUAGGAUGUUCACAAAGGUGAGCAAUAUUAUUUUCAAGUCGGCGACACUGUACCUGAAUGAUCACUGUUUUGAAACUGUUAUUGCUAAAUAAAGAAAUUCCCAUAAAUUAACCUAUCAAGUACUUACUAAAAACUUUUGAAUAGUAAAAUGUCGCCAGCUAGGGCUUUCAGUCGCUUAUCCUAUGAGUUGCCUUUGCAUAUCAUGAUAUUCUGAUACAGAAAUAUGUUCCUUUGAAAUUUGUGUACAGUCUUAUUCUAAAGUUUAUUCUCUGCUACAAGAAAUAAAAUAACUCAUUCUGUUAA